Molecule: messenger RNA, 797 nt
Organism: Culex quinquefasciatus (southern house mosquito)
Lineage: Eukaryota; Metazoa; Arthropoda; Insecta; Diptera; Culicidae
Exons: 2
Coding region: 50-775 (241 amino acids)
Source: RefSeq, a predicted model, not a curated record
GUUCUUUAAAAAAAUAGGGAAAUCUUUUUAAAUCCCGCGAAUAGGAACCAUGAAGCGAAGUCGGUUCACGCACAAACCCUCGGAAACGGAGGAAAAGGUCGUCAUGGAGUACAAGGGUCGUUACUUUGAAGUGCCUCGGUCCGAGUAUCAAAGGCGAUUAACGCACAUUGAGCAAGCGCAAACAAGCAAGCAAGUUCAAGCCGUGUCCCGAAUCCGAUCCGACGUUGCUUCCACCAGCCAUGGCCCUAACCCCUCCGCCCCGGAAGCUCGCUCCAAGAACAACAACACCGACAUGGUCACAAGCUUUUUCGACCAGCUCGAGCAGAGCUUCAAAAAGACCAUGAACCAAUCGGAACGAGCCCAAGAAGCGCCAAAGACCCCGCUGGAACAUCAUUUCACCCUGGAAGACUGCAACGAGAGCCAGCAGACGAUCGCGGAACGACCCAAAGAUUGUCCGAUUCCAGCGGAAUCGGCGUCAACGGCACCGCAAGAUCCGCGCCUGUUCAUGGACGUGGCCGAUUCGCUGGCACAGCUCAAGAGCACCGUGACGGACCUGAUCGAUCGCACCAUUGUGGACAUCGAGUCGAAGGCGAGUCUUAGCCAGAACGUUUCCUGCGAAACGGUCCUGAUGAAACGGGCUCUCGGGGAGGGUGGCGAGAACUCGGUACAAAAUUCGGAGUCCUAUGCGCAGAGCAAGAAAGCCAUCAGGAGCAAGUUGUACGGAGAAAUUGAGGAAAUUGUCAAGCGAUUAAAGGAUAUGGAGUUUUUGGAAUGAGAUCUGCGAUGAUUUUAUAUUU